AUGUGUGGCAUAUUAUGGCAUUUUCAGAGUCGCAUAGAUGCCCGACCGACGACUCAGCGCGAAAAGGGUGACUCAUAUGACGCGCUUUUUGAACAAAUGGUACCCCUAGUGCGUUCCAGAGGACUAGAUAGCUUGCAGUAUUUUAAAAAAGAGAUCGACCAGGGCACGAUCACGGAAUUUUCGUCUGUGUUGUCGAUUCGAGCACCCCUGACGCCUCAACCCAUGGUCAGGGGAAACUUUUCUCUGCAAUACAACGGAGAGCUCUACAAUCAAGAGAUAGAAAAUAAUGAUUUAGAAUUUAUUUAUCAAACACUGGUGAAAUCAAAGUUUGACGUGAUUUCAACUAUAGGUCAACUUGAUGGCGAAUUCUCUUAUUGCAUCACUAAUAUGGACACUAAAAAGGUAUUUUUCGGGAAAGAUCUAUUGGGAAGAAAGAGUCUAGGGUAUAUGCUAGAUGAGAACCAAUUGUACAUUAGCAGCUGCCCUCCUGCCAAGGCACAAAAUGCCUGGUUCGAGUGUGCCUGUGCAACGGUUUAUGAAUAUGACAUGAAAACCGGCAAGUUGGUAACGAUCGACUUUGAAUCAAGCGAAUGUCUUCCUUGCCCCGAUUUUGUUCAGCAGACAAAUGAGCCCCUGAAUUUGAUGAAACUGCAUGAUUUAUUGGCAUCGAGCGUGCGAAAACGCGUGAGAACCAUCUCGCCAACACAUAAGUCAAGCUCUUCGGUGGCAAUAUUGUUUAGUGGAGGACUCGACUGCACUUUGCUAGCAGCUUUAGCGGCCGCAGAACUUGGCCCCGACACAACGAUCGACUUACUCAACGUCUCCUUUUGCAACCCACGCACCAGCACCAAACCAGCAGACACGCCAGACAGACUGCUUGCUAUAAGAAGCUGGAAAGGAUUGCAGCAAUUAUAUCCUAAGGUUAAUUUUCAGCUGGUCGAAGUUGACGUCCCAUAUGAGGAAUACUUGGAACAUAGAUCCAAGGUGAUACGACUGAUUUAUCCCAAUGACACCGAAAUGGAUUUAUCCAUUGCCAUCGCGUUUUAUUUUGCUGCACGAGGUAUCGGUAAUCUUAUUCUUCCAAACGGAACGAGAGAACCGUACGAAAGUACAUGCAGAGUCUUACUGAGCGGUUUGGGAGCAGACGAGCUAUUCGGAGGUUACACUCGUCAUGAACGUAUUUUCACGAGCCUCUCAAACCAAAUAAAACGACAAGUAUCUGGAAAACCUCCAAACAAUACCACAGAGAAUGACUGGAACACAUUGAUCAAACGUCUGAUUGAAGAAUUGCAGCUUGACUUAUCCAAUUUGUAUACCAGGAAUCUCUCGCGGGACGAUAAGGUGAUCUCGUGCUGGUCCAAAGAAGUCCGCUACCCAUUCCUGGAUAAAAGAUUUGUAGAAUAUGCGACCAGAGAAGUGAGGUGCGAGGACAAGCUGCGGAUGGAUAGAACAAAUGGCGAGAUCGUAAGAAAGUUUGCAUUGAGAGAGCUUGCUCGUCACCUUGGGUUGAGAUUUGUUGAACAGGAACCAAAACGGGCCAUCCAGUUCGGAUCUCGAAGUGCCAAAAUAGAUCCAGGGACCGGCAAGGUGAAAGGAACGGAUAGACUAGUGUAA
Molecule: messenger RNA, 1614 nt
Organism: Ogataea haglerorum
Lineage: Eukaryota; Fungi; Ascomycota; Pichiomycetes; Pichiales; Pichiaceae
Exons: 1
Coding region: 1-1614 (537 amino acids)
Molecular function (GO): asparagine synthase (glutamine-hydrolyzing) activity
Source: RefSeq, a predicted model, not a curated record